CGUCUCGUGCAGCGCAGUUCGCUCGAGCGCUCUGAACAAUGACUGCGCGAGAGGAUGAUGUGAAUCUGGACAAAUGAGUGAUUUAACAUCAUUACUGCACAUCGCGCUGUUUUGUACGCUUUUUUCACAACAAACACACUGAAUAUGUGGAUUCCUACGGAACACGAGAAAUACGGAGUCGUGCUGGCCAGUUUUCGAGGAACGGUGCAACAUGGCUUGCCUCUGGAGAUCGGUGAUACGGUGCAGAUCCUCGAGAAAUGUGAAGGUUGGUACAGAGGAUUCGUCCUCAAGAACCCGAAUGCCAAGGGCAUUUUCCCAUGCAGCUACAUCCAUCUGAAGAAUGCUCAUAUCAAGAAUAAAGGGCAGUUUGAGACGGUAGUGCCGACCGAAGACUCUGUCAUUACGGAGAUGACGUCCACCCUGAGGGACUGGGGUGCCAUGUGGAAGCAGCUCUUUGUGAAAAAUGAAGGAGAUCUGUUUCACAGACUGUGGCACGUGAUGAAUGAGAUUUUGGACCUCAGGCGGCAGGUACUGGUGGGUCACUUGACCCACGACCGCAUGAGGGACGUCAAACAGCACAUCACGGCACGUCUGGACUGGGGCAACGAGCAGCUAGGUUUGGACCUGGUACCCAGGAGGGAGUUCAGCAUGGUGGACCCGGAUGAAAUCAGCGUCACCGAGCUCUACCGUCUGAUGGAGAAUCGGCACCGGAAGAAGGAAACUCCGACUCCUGUCAGCACACAUCACCUGUUUGUCCACUUGAAGAGUCUGAUGAGCUCAAACCUGGGUGAAGAGCUGGAGGUUUUCUUCUUCAUCUAUGACAGUCGAGAGAACAAACCGCUCAGUGAAAGGUUCUUUGUUAAACUCAAUAAAAACGGUCUGCCCAAGUUUCCCGAGAAGAGCGAAAGACAAUGCACACUUUUUGUGGAUCUGGGCAGCGGCGACCUGAGAAAAGACGUGUAUAUUGUGGUACACAUCAUUAGGAUUGGGAGGAUGGGUGCAGGAGAGAAGAAGAACACGUGUAAUGUGCAGUACAGACGUCCGUUCGGCUGUGCUGUGGUCAGCAUCGCUGAUCUUCUCACUGCUGACUCCAAAGACGACCACCUGCUGAAGGUCUAUGCUUGCAACACAGAAAGCGACUGGAGUCAAAUCCAUGAAAACAUCAUUAAGAAAGUCAACUCCAGAUACAACCUCUCAGGCUCCAACACAGGUCUGGCGGUGGCGCUCCAGUUGCUACACGGCGACAUCGAGCAGCUGCGGAGAGAAUACAUGGUGCUUUUUACCAGAGGAGUGUCCAUUACCAAAAAACUGGGCUUCUCUGAUGUCAUCAUGCCAGGUGAAAUGAGAAAUGAUCUCUACAUAACUCUGGAGAAGGGCGAGUUCGAGAAGGGAGGCAAGAGCGUGGCGAGGAACGUAGAGGUCACCGUCUACGCGCUGGACGCCGAUGGACAGAUCCUCAAGGGGUUUGUGGCCGUGGGCUCGGGUGAGCCGGGCGGAGACGAGUAUCACACCUUCGUGCUUUACCACAACAACAGUCCACGCUGGGCGGAGCUAAUCAAGCUGCCCAUCCCGGUCGACAUGUUCCGGGGAUCUCACGUCCGCUUCGAGUUCCGCCACUGUUCCACAAAAGACAAGGGGGAAAAGAAGCUGUUCGGCUUCUCAUUCGUUCCUCUAAUGCAGGAAGACGGCCGGACUCUGCCCGACGGCACCCACGAGCUCAUCGUUCAUAAGUGUGAGGAGAACGCUAACCUGCAAGACUGUGCUCGCUACCUCAAACUGCCCUUCUCGAAAUCAAACCUGCCCGGCAACAACCAAACUAUGAAAGGCACCAAGGAAUCCCUGUGGAUCACGUCAUUCCUCUGUUCUACCAAACUCACUCAGAACGGUGACAUGCUGGACUUACUGAAGUGGAGAGCCCAUCCGGACAGAAUCAGCGACAGCCUGUCUAAACUCAAAGAGAUCGAUGGCUCAGAAAUAGUUAAGUUUUUACAGGAUACACUGGACACGCUUUUCGGCAUUUUGGACGAGAGCUCACAAAGAUAUGCACUCAAGGUGUUUGAUUGUCUGGUGCACAUUAUAAACUUGCUCCAGGACAGCAAGUUUGAGCAUUUUAAACCAGUCAUGGACACCUACAUUGAAAGCCACUUUGCAGGAGCCCUGUCAUACAGGGAACUGAUCAAGGUGCUUAAGUGGUACGUGGACCGCAUUAUUGAAGCGGACCGUCAGGAGCACAUCCAACAGGUGCUAAAGGCGACGGAGUAUAUUUUUAAGUAUAUUAUCCAGUCGCGACGGCUGUUUGCGCUCGCCACGGGCGGACAGAACGAGGAGGAGUUUCGCUGCUGUAUGCACGAGCUCUUCAUGUCCAUCCGCUUCUUCCUCUCGCAGGAGAACAAGAGCUCGCGGCCCAUCACACAGACACAGGCCGUGUUUCUACAGUCAUUCCCAGCUGUGUACAGUGAAUUGCUGAAGCUCUUUACGGUCAGAGAAGUGGCCACGUUUGUACGGGAGACGCUGGGCAGCCUCCCCACCGCGUCUCAAGCAGACUGCCCCCUGGAGGCCGUCAAACUGCACUGCAUUGCGAAAACCGUAGAAAGCCAGCUCUACACAAACCCUGAGUCUAGAUGCAUCCUGCUCCCGGUGGUGCUGCGUUUGCUCCAGGCUCACAUGCAGGAGCAGCGAGAUCUCGUUAUGUGCGCUCACAUACUCACCUGCAUGCUGUCUCUCCUCAAGAAGGAAGACACGGAGCCAGUAGUAUCUGAAGAGGUGGCUCUGAUCGUGGAGAGUGUUUUGGGCGUCUUGCUACGAACCAUAUUGGAAAUCGCUAACCGGCCGCAACAAGCGGGGCCUACGCUACGGCCCCAAGUCCAAGACGUUACGGCUGAUUUUGUGUCGUGUCUUUUGGCUCUGUUGAGGCAUAUGAAGGACAGACACUACCAGCAACUCUUGCAGAGGUUCACCAGUAAAGACGACCUGCGGGACUUUCUCCUGCAUAUCUUCACUGUGUUUCGGAUCCUGAUAAGACCAGAGAUGUUCCCCAAAGACUGGACGGUCAUGCGGCUCGUCACUAACAACAUCAUCAUCACCACGGUGCUCUACCUGUCAGACGCUUUAAGGAAAAACUUUCUCAGUGACAAGUUUGACUAUAAGGUGUGGGAUUCCUACUUCUGUCUGUCUGUUAUAUUCAUCAAUCAGCCCUGCCUUCAGCUCGAGACCUUCUCUGCAUCAAAGAGGAAGAAAAUACUGGAAAAGUACGGAGACAUGCGCGUCAUGAUGGGAUGUGAGAUCUUUAGCAUGUGGCAGAAUUUAGGAGAGCACAAGCUGAACUUCAUCCCGGCGAUGAUUGGCCCGUUCCUGGAGGUGACGCUGGUGCCUCAGCCGGACCUGAGGAACGUGAUGAUCCCCAUCUUUCACGACAUGAUGGACUGGGAGCAGCGCCGGAGCGGCAACUUCAAACAGGUGGAGGCAAAACUUAUCGACAAGCUGGACAGCCUCAUGUCAGAGGGGAAAGGAGACGAAACGUACAGAGAGCUCUUCAACAGCAUAAUUCCUCUGUUCGGUCCGUAUCCUAGUCUGUUGAAGAAGAUCGAGAGAGAGACGUGGAGAGAAAGCGGGAUAUCCCUCAUAGCCACGGUCACACGGCUGAUGGAGCGACUGCUGGAUUACAGAGACUGUAUGAAAUUGGGAGAAGUGGAUGGAAAAAAGAUUGGCUGUACAGUCAGUCUGCUGAACUUCUACAAAACAGAGCUGAAUAAAGAGGAAAUGUACAUCCGCUACAUUCACAAGCUGUAUGACCUGCACCUAAAAGCACAGAAUUACACAGAGGCCUCGUACACACUUCUGCUGUACGACGAGCUGCUGGAGUGGUCUGAGAGACCUUUGCGGGAGUUUCUGAGUUACCCCAUGCAGAGCGAGUGGCAGAGGAAGGAGUAUCUGCACCUCACCAUCAUCCAGAACUUUGAUCGUGGAAAGUGCUGGGAGAACGGCAUCAUCCUGUGCAGAGAGUUAGCAGACCAGUACGAAUCCUACUACGAUUACAGAAACCUCAGCAAAAUGAGGAUGAUGGAAGCUUCGUUUUAUGAUAAAAUAAUGGACCAACAGCGUCUGGAGCCAGAGUUCUUCCGAGUGGGCUUCUACGGCAAGAAAUUCCCCUUCUUUCUACGUAAUAAGGAGUUUGUGUGCCGUGGUCAUGACUACGAGCGUCUGGAGGCGUUCCAGCAGCGCAUGCUCAAUGAGUUCCCUCAUGCCAUCGCAAUGCAACACGCCAACCAGCCUGACCAGACCAUCUACCAGGCUGAAGCCCAGUAUCUGCAGAUCUAUGCCGUCACACCAAUCCCAGACAGCCAGGACGUCCUGCAGCGCGACGGCGUCCCCGACAACAUCAAGAGCUUCUAUAAAGUCAACCACAUUUGGAGGUUUCGCUACGACCGGCCGUUUCACAAAGGCACCAAAGACAAAGAAAACGAGUUUAAGAGCCUGUGGGUAGAAAGAACGACGUUAACGCUUGUUCAGAGUCUCCCAGGCAUCUCGCGCUGGUUUGAAGUGGAGAGGCGAGAGCUGGUGGAGGUGAGUCCUCUGGAGAACGCUAUCGAGGUCAUCGAGAACAAGAACCUGCAGUUACGGACGUUGAUCACUCAGUGUCAAACCCGACAGAUGCAAAACAUCAACCCGCUGACCAUGUGUCUCAACGGAGUCAUCGACGCCGCUGUCAACGGAGGCCUCGCUCGCUAUCAGGAGGCAUUCUUCGUAAAGGAAUACAUCAUGAAUCACCCCGAAGACGGAGACAAAAUCGGCCGUCUCCGCGAGCUCAUGUUCGAGCAGGCUCACAUACUGGAGUUUGGUUUGACGGUGCAUGAGAAGUUUGUUCCUCAGGACAUGCGGCCUCUGCACAAGAAACUGGUGGAUCAGUUCCAUCUCAUGAAAUCCAGCCUCGGCAUACAGGAGUUUCCGGCCUAUGCGCGAGCCAGUCCGAUCCACUUCACCAACGGAAGCCCUCGAGUCGGAAGAAACUCAGCGCCAAACAUAAUGAGUCCAGAGGGAGGAGCGCGUGUGGUGUCACGCCGCAGUCCUCUCAGCUACCCAGCAGUCAACCGCUACUCUUCAUCCUCGCUGUCAUCGCAGGCCUCCAAUGAAGUGAGCAACAUCACGGGCCAAUCAGAGAGCUCAGAUGAAGUCUUCAACAUGCAGCCAAGUCCGUCUACCUCAAGUCUUAGUUCCAAUCACUCGGCCUCUCCCAACGUGACCAGUUCGGCUCCGUCCAGUGCCAGAGGUUCUCCACAGUUGUCAGAUAAACACAAGCAUUCCCGAGAGAACUGCCUCUCGCCGCGAGAGAGACCCUGCAGCGCCAUAUAUCCAAACCCCCUGGAUCCCACACAGAGGCCGGUUCCACACCCAGCGGGCGAUGCCUCCUUGCCUCGCAGUGACCCCAACAUCUCCACCCCUGACAAAGUGGUGAAGCCCGCACCAAGUAGCUGGAGUCUAGACACGCCGCUCUCUGAUUUUAAUGGAAAGUGUCCCCCUGUCCCUCCUAGACCGCCAUACUCAGGAUCUCCUGCCAAGACUACACGAUCACAGUCCCCCGUGAUGACAUCACGCUCGCCGCAGAAGACCUGUGUGCCUCCGUUCACCCCCUCGCCCACGGAGUGCCAGUCGACAGGCUUGGUGUCGAAUUCCCCGGUGCUUUCCGGAAGCUACAGCAGCGGCAUCUCGUCUCUCAGUCGCUGCAGCGUCUCUGAGGCCUCCGGAACGGAGAACACGCUCACUGACCACGCCCUUCCAACUCCGCCUCCAGCGGAUCAGGACGAGCUCAUUCGACGGGAAAACAAGACCCCGCCUCCUUAUAGCAUACACGAGAGGAACAACCCCCGCAGACAGGUCCCGCUUCCACCGAGCCUGUCGAUUCCACCGAGCAUCGACGCGCCACCCAUUCCGCCCAAACCGCAUCAGAUUCGAAGGCAAGACACUGAGCCGCGCCGGCCCGACGUGUUUCCCAGACCCCGACCCCUUCCUAGGAAAGUCUCACAGCUCUAACGCUGCACCCUUCAACCCGACCGUUUGCACUUUUACACUUAACCUCUCUGGGUUUACGAUUACAAACUCCCGAUUUAGAUUAAAUGUAUAGACUGUUGAAUAUUUUUAUUAUAUCUAUAUAAAUAUUUAGAGCGAGAGAGGGGAUACAGGGGUAUGACUGCAUUUUAUGCACUUUUUAGGUCUGAAAUUAUAACUUCGCUUGUCAAAUUACCCGUGCCCCUUAAUUAACUCUAAACAGAACUUAGUACCAUGGUAUUUUCUCAGAUUUUUCAUAGAUUUAUCGAUGCUAAUAUGUAUUUAUAGUGGUUGAUACAAGACAUGUUUGCCUUAAGAGUCUUUUUAUCAAUGAGAAAUGCACGAUUCAAAGUACUUUGUACUUUUUAUUUAGACAAAAGGUGCUAAAGUUCUCUUUAUUAUAUUAGCACGAUAUAUUCAGGAUUGCGUUUUCCUUUGGGUCCAGGGCCUGUUCACACCGAAUGAGAGGAAAAAUGUGGGGUUAAAUAAUAAAAUAUUCACACAGUAGUCCAUAAAGUGUCGGGAAAUAAUAUUUAUUGCAGAUUUGCAUUAAAUUAACUUUUCUGCAUUGGCAUUAUCUGUAAUUCCCAUGUGCCCUGUGGGUUUAUGUUUAUGCAUAUUUAUUAUAUAUAUGCACAUAUUCUAUUAGUGGACUUUCAAAGGAGACUGGGUUUAGGUCUGCAUUACAAAGGGUUCACAAACUUGAAUUACUUAUAUAUGUCAUUUUCAUGUUCAAACAGGCAUGUGCAAACACAGUCAGAAGUUUACAUACACCUUGCAGAAUCUGCAAAAUGUUAAUUAUUUUACCAAAAUAAGAGGGAUCAUACAAAAUGCAUGUUAUUUUUUAUUUAGUACUGACCUGAAUAAGAUAUUUCACAUAAAAGAUGUUAGUGAUAGUUAUUCCUUGUUUGUCCUGAACAGUUAAACUGCCCGUUCAGGUCCCACAGAUUCUUUGGUUUUGAGCAUUUUUUUGCAUUUGAACCCUUUCCAACAAUGACUGUAUGAUUUAGAGAUCCAUCUUUUCCCACUGAGGACAACUGAGCGACUCAUUUGCAACUUUUACAGAAGGUUCAAAUGCUCACUGAGGUUUCAGAAGAAAAAACAAUGCAUUAAGAGCCGGGGGGUGAAAACUUUUGAAAAGAAUGAAGAUGUGUAUAUUUUGCUUAUUUUACCUAAAUAUCUUCUUUAUUUUUUCAUUCAAUAUUGCCCUUCAAAAGCUACAGAAGAUACUUGCAUGUUUCCCAGAAGACCAAAUAAGUCAAAUUUAUCCUUAUCUUCAAAUUCAAAAAGUUUUCAUUGUGUUUCCUUCUGGAGCAUCAGUAUGUGUUUGAUCCUUCUGUAUUAGUUAGAGUCCCUCAGUUGUCCUUGGUGUGAAAAGAUGGAUCUUAUAAUCAUAGAAUCUUUGUUGGAAAGUGUUCAAAUACACAAAAUGCUGAAAAACCAAAGAAUUGGUGGGACCUGAAGGAUUUUUCUAAAGAACAGCAGGCAGUUUAACUGUACAGGACAAACAAGGGACUCAUGAACAACUAUCACUAAACAAAAAAACAGCUGUGGAUCAUUCAACAACACAGUAUUAAGAAUCAAGUGUGUGUAAACUUUUGAAAAGAGUAAUUUUUAUAAAUUAAACAAUUAUUUUCUCUUGUGGACUUAUGUAAACGUAUUUUAUGUGAAAUAUCUUAUUCAGGUCAGUGUUAAAUAAAAAAUAACAUGCAUUUUGUAUGAUCCCUUUUAUUUUGAUAAAAUAAUCAACAUUUUGCAGAUUCUGCAAGGUGUAUGAAAACUUUUGACUUAAACUGUUUAGCCAAUUCCAAUAGAGAGGUUAAAAGGCCUAAAUGUCGCCAGCGUGCUAGACUGCAUCAGCAGCAGUUACUUUGUAAAUAAAGCAAAAAAGCAUUCAUGUCAUUGUUCAGUCAGUUUUCUUUACAGUCUGAUGUGAAGAAAACAUAGAUUCGCUUAAAAAGAAGUUUGCACUCGGUGUGAAUAGGCCUUAAGAAAGCUGCUGCUUCUGUAAGACCAAGCUACCGUAGUCUUUAUUCUUAUUACUAAAAAUCCAAAUGCAAAGAGCUUUCGUGGGUUCGACAAAUCAGAAAAGUUUCACCGUUUGAACUGCCACCUUUGCAUUGACUAAUGUGCCAUUUAUGUAAUUGGAGCGCACUUGUGUGCGAGUCUACAGUAUAUAGGCUUUGGAGUCCUAUAGCACUGAUAGUUUCUUUCUCAGUUUCGUUGAAGUUUGGCGUCCGAAUGAUAAGAAGCCAGUUGUGGGCGAGUCUAUAAGGGCCUUUGGAGCCCUGCAGCAUUGAUAGUUCCUUCAGAUUUUUUUGGAGUUGGGGGUCUGAAUAAUUGGAAGCCGCGUAGGUGGUGCGAAAGAUUCCCAACAAGGAUUUCCGUGCAUACGCCCACAUGGUAUUAAAUGGAGAUGGACUUCAGUGGAGAUUUGCCAAGUUUUGUGCCAAAGGAACAGGUGGGCUGUAAGGAAAAUGGAUGUCUUGAACCCGAAGAUGCUUUAUUGGGAUGCAAAUGGAGCGUUAGACUUUACAGUGGACCUGAGACAAAGUGGUAAAAGAGCUUGAUAUGAAAAGUACUUGAUCUACCUAGGGCAUUACAGAGACUCAAGCUGCCAUUGGGCAAUAAGGGCUGCCAUUCCUGUUCACACUUAAAAUCCAGUCCAAUCCGGAUUGGCACCUCUGGACUGUAUCUUUACCAACCUCAUGUUUUAUUUACCUGUAUCAAAUGCAGGUAGAGCCACCAUCUACAACUUUGAAUAAUUAUUACACAUGCAUAAAUGCCAACAAAGACAGCAUUUUAGUGCCACAUUAAAAAAUAAAAACUCCAAGUUUAUGAGAUUAAAGUCAUAAUAUUUCGAGAAUAAAGUCGAAUUAUUUCGAGUAUAAAAUAGAAAUGACAAGAAUAAAGUCAAAAUGUUUCAAGAAUUUAAAUCGUAGAAAUUAAAGUUUUGAGAGUAUAGCCUAUAUUGCGCAGUGUGUCAGCCACCCAGUAAUCCCAAUAAUUUAGUGCUUUUUUGCUUUUUAAUAUAACACAGCUCAGCUUUCAAAUUCUGUCAAUUUGAUCACAAAGUACAAAUUAGAAAUGUCUUUGUAUUUGACUUUAUUCUUGUAGUAUUUUGACUUUAAUUCGUAAUUUCGACUUUAUUCUCAAAAUAUUU
Messenger RNA from Labeo rohita (rohu), 9205 nucleotides. RefSeq names its product dedicator of cytokinesis 4b (gene dock4b). The record is from RefSeq and is a predicted model, not a curated record. Gene Ontology annotation, cellular component: plasma membrane; cytoplasm. NCBI's taxonomy places the organism in Eukaryota, Metazoa, Chordata, Actinopteri, Cypriniformes, Cyprinidae. Gene Ontology annotation, molecular function: guanyl-nucleotide exchange factor activity; small GTPase binding; GTPase activator activity. Gene Ontology annotation, biological process: cell chemotaxis; small GTPase-mediated signal transduction.